AUCUCUGAGGUGGCGCUAGUCGACGGUACUUUACAAGUUAAGGGACGGGAUAAUGAAGAUUUAUGGAGAUAAAGGAAAAUGUAACUCCUGUAACUGUCGAAGAUACAUUAUUAUGUUGGUGUUGUAUUAUGUUAUUGUUGAUGCAACUGUAAUCUAACGCAACGCGCAACAAUUUAUAUGUCACUACAAAGUCUUGUCAUCAGAGGAAACACCUUCACGCACCAGGAACUGAGCUUCGCUUUGAGUUGACUCGUUGCUAGGCAACGCGUCUCCGCAAUUUCAACGCGUGCCUCGACGGUGGUGCUGCUAUUCGACCCGUCAUUUUGCUCAUUGUGAAGUUUAAACCAAAAAAAUGUUGUUUGAAUCGGACACCAAACCUUCCAUAUACGACCAAAUAGCGGAUCUGCAGCGUAAACUUCAACUUUUGGAAAGCGACAGGAGCGCCUACUUUGAGAGCUCUCACUCGGCCCUUGAGAAGAACCGCCAGGCCAUCCUGCAGCUGAGGGAGGAGAACAGGGAGCUACAGAAGAGGGUGACAGAUGUCGAGGCCGGUGAACAACAAUUAGUCCAGGCAGCCUUACAUGGCCGAGGUGUGGAGAAGGAUACUGGCCCGCAAAUGUCAGGGAAGGACGCCCUAGCCAAACUUGAGCAUCGGGUGGCAUCCAAGAUGAAGCGUCUCAAUGCCCUUAAGCACACAACUCAGAGCCACCAGCGCCGCCUGGACGACCUGAAGAGAGAGUGCCUCAGAAUGGAAGCAGUGGGCUCGAAUCUGGCGAUGACUGAAAAGGAGGAAGUUACAAUGAAGUUGAGGUCGCUACAGAACUGUCUGGAGAAGAACCAGCUCAAAUGCAAGGAGGCUGCAAACAUCAUGACUAACUAUCUGAAGCUUAAGCGUCACUUGCAGGAGGAGGGUCUGACUUUCCAAGGUCAGAUAGACAGUCUGGAAGCAGAAAUUAUGAAGUACAAGAAGGAACUUCAGGAAGUGCAGGAAAUGAACAGCAAAGCCCAGCUCUCGAAAGAAACCGCUAUUGCUGAGUUACAGCAGCAGGAGGAACUCUUCUACAAGGAGCACCAAGAAAAAGAUUAUCUUUUAGCCAUCUAUCGAAAAAGGGUGCAGGAGAUCAAGGCCCGGGCUGAAAAGUUAGAUGCCCAGAGGAAAACAGUACAGCAGGAUGAGCUAAACAGUGAGGCCGAGUGCAACGCUGCCAGGAUGGCCGCAGAAAUGGACAAGAACAUCAACGCUUUUGAGGAGACCCUCCAAAGGAUGAAAGAAGCCACUGGUUAUACGAAUACAGAGGAGGUAAUGGGUCGUUACAUUGCCCAGAAGGAGACUCACCAACAUCUGCAGGAGCUCAAAGCAGAGAAUGCAAAUGUUCUACUGCAGCUGAAGGAGCAGAAGGAGUGCCUGAAGCAACAGUUUGAUGACAUGAAGUAUUCGGGAGAAACACAACUGUCCAGUGAACAGAGGUUGCUGGAAGAGUGUGAACAGGGACUUCUGACUAAACAGCAGGCCUGUGAAGCAGCCAAAGAACGUCUGGCUUCUCUGGUUAAAACCCUAAGUACUAUCCAAGCAGGAGUGGAACACCUAGCAGACAAACUCAAUCACAUCUCCCUGAAUGAGGCACCGUCAGAUGUGUCUCCAAACUCAGAAGAGUUUGUGGUGGAGCUGCUGACCCGUUGUCAGCGAAAGCUGCAGUUACUGCAAGAUAAGCUUCGUGGCAAAGACCUCAAUGAGAUUGCGAAGGACAUGGAGGAAGAGGAGUUUUAUUUCAUGAUUGAGAAACAACUGCCGGCUUACAACAAACGAGUCACUGUGUCUGAGGACCAAGAGAUGGACCUCCAAAAUAUUGAGGAGGAGAGCGAAGAGGACGAUGGCGUGCUCUCUCGAGAGGCACUGAAGCGCCGCUCGCAAUUUAUCAUUGACUCCAUGUCCAACAAGAAGUCCUGGAAGAUGAAAAAGAAGUGAUGAGAUCCUGAGAGGCCAGGCAGUGUGA
Molecule: messenger RNA, 1994 nt
Organism: Dunckerocampus dactyliophorus (ringed pipefish)
Lineage: Eukaryota; Metazoa; Chordata; Actinopteri; Syngnathiformes; Syngnathidae
Gene: odad3
Product: outer dynein arm docking complex subunit 3
Exons: 13
Coding region: 353-1966 (537 amino acids)
Biological process (GO): cilium movement; outer dynein arm assembly
Cellular component (GO): cilium
Source: RefSeq, a predicted model, not a curated record